AUGUCGAUUGAAAGUAAUGAUCAAAACAAAUUCAUAUGUGUUUGGUUUGCGGAUAAGUCUGUUCAACUCAAAUCAAAAGUUAAAAUCAUAGAAAGAUUCACAACUUAUGAUCAAUUACGAGAAUAUGUCCUUGAUAAGAAGAAAUCUUCUGUAAUUAUCAUUGUUUCAGAGAAUAUAUCUUUAGAAACUUUCUUGUCUGAUGAACUACCAUCAAUAUGUGCCAUUUACGAUGAUAAAUUAACACGUUUACAUUGUUUACCAGAAUUGAGCUCAGCGGUAAAUGAUUAUAUAAUAAAUAAUCAAAAGGAGGAGAAGAAAAGUGCUCAUCAAUCAAUCUUUCGAAAAUACUGGUUUCUUAUUGGAUUAAUCUGCACCAUUAUUCUGGCGUAUCUAUUUCCAAACGUUGGCAAAGCAGGUGGAUACAUUCGCUCUGAAUGGACAGUUAAAUGGGGUUGUAUUAUCUUUGUUUUCUUUCUCAGUGGUUUAUCGUUACGUACAAAACAACUUCUCAGGGAACUUCUUUACAUUCGUCUUCAUAUCUUUACUCAACUUUAUAGCUUUUUGAUAAUUCCAUUUGCAAUUUAUGGCUUGGGAUUAUUGCUAGUGAAACUAAAUAUCAAUAAAACAUUAGUAUUUGGUGUAAUAAUCAUGGCUUCAACAUCAACAUCAAUAUCGAGCAAUGUUGUGAUGACAAGAAAUGCACUAGGAAAUGAAUAUGCUGCAUUACUGAAUGCUGUUCUCGGAAAUGUUUUAGGAAUCUUUUUAUCUCCUGCUUUAGUAUUUUAUUUCAUGAAGGAUUCAACGUUUGACUUACUUUUCAAUGACGAUAUUACCAAUGGACAAUUACGAUACACUCAUGUUAUUCAAAAAUUGAGUUUAACUGUGUUAGUUCCAUUGAUUCUUGGCCAGAUAAUUCAUAAUUUAUGUCCAAAGCAAGUGAUGCACGUUCGUGAAAAGUUAUAUUUUGGUGAAUUGAAUAGUUUAGCUAUAUUAAUACUUGUUUGGUCGAUAUUUUGCACUGCUUUCGCCAGUCGGUCAUUUGAAGUCAUACCGAAACGAGAUCUUUGUAUCUUAAUUGUAAUUAAUGGCGUGAUCUAUAUCGUGUCUUCCUUGCUAAUUAUGACCACUGCUCGAAUACCUAUAUCGUAUUGGCAAUUCUCUGAACGAGAUACUGUUGCAAUGAUGUUUUGUGGUGCAAUGAAAAGUUUAGUGAUGGGAAUUCCAUUGAUCAAUGCCUUAUAUGGAAAUAGUCAUCAAGAAAUUAGUAGUGUACUUGCGUUACCUUUGAUUGUCAAUCAAGUUGCACAAUUGAUGCUAGGUGCUAUUGAAGUGAUUUUACUGAAACAUUGGAUAAUGAAUAAAUCGCAAGAACAAGUUGCAGCAAAGGAAGAUCUCAAAAUGAAUGAAUUAGAGACUGUCAAUGUCAAAUCUUUGCAAUGA
Messenger RNA from Adineta ricciae, 1440 nucleotides. Lineage: Eukaryota; Metazoa; Rotifera; Eurotatoria; Adinetida; Adinetidae. The record is from the annotation of a GenBank genome assembly.